Hyaena hyaena (striped hyena) is the source of this 1707-nucleotide messenger RNA. RefSeq names its product carboxylesterase 4A (gene CES4A). Gene Ontology annotation, biological process: postsynaptic membrane assembly; chemical synaptic transmission; presynaptic membrane assembly. The record is from RefSeq and is a predicted model, not a curated record. The transcript is spliced from 14 exons. Gene Ontology annotation, molecular function: signaling receptor activity; neurexin family protein binding. Gene Ontology annotation, cellular component: synapse; cell surface. NCBI's taxonomy places the organism in Eukaryota, Metazoa, Chordata, Mammalia, Carnivora, Hyaenidae.
AUGAGCUGGAUUCUAUACCUGAGCCUCACCCUCUGCCUGAUGGUGCAGACAGUCCUGGGUGCUCAGCACACCAAGGAACCUCUAGUGGUUACCAAAUACGGGGCCCUCCAAGGAAAACAGAUGCACAUGGGGAAGACACCUAUUAAUGUCUUCCUAGGAGUCCUCUUCUCCAGACCUCCUGUGGGUGCCCACAGGUUUGCUGCCCCAGAGCCCCCAGAGCCCUGGGAAGGAAUCAGAAAUACCACCAACUAUGUUCCUGCGUGCCUUCAGGAGUCCUGGGGACGGAUCACCUCCAUGUACUUCAACACGCGGAAACAAUACAAACGGCUGCGCUUCAGCGAGAACUGUCUGUACCUCAACGUGUACGCGCCAGUGCGCGCGCGUGGGGACGCUCCGCUGCCGGUGACAGUCUGGUUCCCAGGAGGUGCCUUCCUCGUGGGCUCCGCUUCCACGUACGAUGGCUCAGAGUUGGCCGCCCGUGAGAAAACGGUGCUCGAGCUUCUGCAGCACAGGCUCGGCAUCCUGGGUUUCCUGAGCACUGGCGACAGCCAGGCCCGCGGGAACUGGGAACUGCUGGACCAGGUGGCGGCUCUGCGAGGGGUACAAGAGAACAUCGCAGUCUUUGGCGGAGACCCAGGCUGCGUAACCCUGUUUGGCCAGUCUUCGCGGGCCAUGUGUAUCUCAGGACUGAUGAUGUCACCCCUAGCCUGUGGUCUCUUCCAUUGGGCCAUUUCCCAGAGUGGCACCGCAGCACUCAGAGCCUUCAUCACUGCUGACCCACUGAAGGUAGCCAAGGUGGUUGCCCGCCUGGCAGGCUGUACCUACAAUAGCACACAGAUUCUGGGAGACUGCCUGAGGGCAUGAUCAGGGGCUGAGGAUGUAUCCAAGAAGAUGGUAGGUAAAACUUCCUUCUAGCUCCUUCAGCUGAACUCCGAGAAAGACCCUCAGGAGAUUGUGUGGUUCAUGAACCGAGUGGUGGAUGGUGUGGUGUUCCCAGAUGACCCAGUGGUGCUCCUGAGCCAGGGGCAAGUUGCACCUGUGCCCUAUCUUCUGGGUGUCAACAACCUGGAGUUCAGUUGGCUCUUACCUUUUAUCAUGAAGCUAUCCCUAAGCCAGUUGAUAAUGAGAAAAAGAAUCAUCACCAAGCUGCUCUGGAAAACCAGCACCCGGUUGAAUAUCACCAAAAAGCAGUUACCACUGAUGGUGGAGGAGUACCUAGGGGACAUUGACAACCAUGACUGGAAAAUAUUAAGAAACCAUGUAAUGGACCUCUCUGGGGAUGCAACCUUUGUGUACCCCACGCUACAGGCUGCCCGCCAUCACAGCAGUAUAUGCUGACUUCCCUGUGUCUACCUGUAUGAGUUUGAGCACCACACUCCCACCAGUGUCAUCAUCAAGCCCCACACUGAUGGGGCAGACCACGGGGAUGAGAUCCACUUCAUCUUCGGGAAUCCCUUCUCCAAAGUUCAUCCCACAGCUGAGGAGAAAGCACUGAGCCACCAGAUGAUGAAAUACUGGGCCAACUUUGCCCAUACAGGAAACCCCGAUGGUGGGAAGCUGCCUCACUGGCCAUGCUGUAACAAGGAGGAGUAGUAUCUACACAUGGAUUUCAUCACAAGGGUGGGCGUGAAGCUCAAGGAAGAGAAGAUGGCCUUUUGGAUGAGACUGUACCAGCAUUAAGGACCUGAAAAGCAGAGGCAUUUCUGA